AUCUAUUUAAAACAUCGGCGCUUGCCGCUGAUUGCAUGUAUUUGUGUGUUUUUGAAGUGAGGAGAAAAUCGCCGCUGGCUGCUGCGAUACAUCAUUCAUUGCAUGGACCCGGAAGCAGAUGAGGGCGACAUUCGUCACCUCCCAUUCACAACGUCGCCGGAGAUUCACCGGCGUACUAUCUGCUCCAAUUGCCAGCGACCAAAUCAUGUGUGUCUCUGUCACGCACUUCCCGCCCACCCCAUCCAAACCACCACCCGAGUCUUCAUCCUCCACCACCCUCACGAGGCGCAACACAAACUCUCCACUACACCAAUCCUCACCAAAUCUCUCCUCCACGCAACCUCCAUCACCGGCCGCCGCCUCCGUCGCGGCCUCUCUCCGUUACUCGACCAGUCUCCCCCCGCCGUCUACCUCUUUCCAUCCACCACAUCCUCGCUGGCCGUCGACAUCUCCGACCCCAAACUGUCGGAGCUGAUCCGAAGCGGCGAGAACGGUGGUCUUGUGUUGAUCGCAUUCGACGCGACGUGGAAGCACGCGAGGGAGAUGGUGAAGGCGAGCGAGAAGUUCCUGUCGAAAUUCGCGAUUAGGGUUUGUUUGGGGAUGGAAGAUGAGAAAGUGAGUGGCGGAAGUAUUUACGAUUCUGAAUUGAUUUUGAGAAAGGAACCUUUUGGUGGUUGCGUCAGUACCAUGGAAGCUGUUGCCAGAGCAUUGCGGGUUCUUGAGCCCAAUGGGCUCGAGAUUGAAGGUAAAUUGAUUGGGAUUUUGAGGGAAAUGGUGAGGUUGCAGGCUGGUUUUUUGAAGCCUAUGAAGCCCAGGCCCAAAUUGUUGAAGAAGAAAAAGGUUAAGGAAGUGGAAGAGAGUGAGAGUUCUGAAAAUGAAAACCUGUGAUUCAGGGUUGGUAAUGAAACUCAAGAAUCUCACUUGGUUCUCAGUUUAUGCAUGAUUCUGGGAUUUUACAUCGAUAAAUUGAUAUUGCGAGAAUCCAAACUUCCAGACUAUGUUGAUUUGACUUGUAUAGUGUUCCAAGUAUUUGGUGCAUGUUUGUAUAUAAGAUUCUGAAGCUCAGAAAUUGUGUUUGACCGAAGUACACAAAGGGAGUUUCGGUAAAUUGUGUUGCGGGAUGGAGAAUUUGGCUAGUUGAAAAAUAUUUUAUACAACCAGGCCUUUGUUCUCUCCUGUGUGCUUUCCUUCGACACUUGUAUCAUCACAUUCUUCAUGAAUUUAUGUAUGACUUUACAACUGUUCAAGAAUAAGAUAAGAAAAGAACAGGUUUUGCUGGUCCAAAUUGUUGUGAAGAGAAUGACAUGGUGUUAAUGAGAAAUGCAAGGAGACAUCACAGAACCUCUGUCUCCGCUGGCCUUCCUCCGACAUUGUGCUUUAGCGUGUUGUACUGGCCUUCCUCCGACACUGCGCUUUAGCGUGUUGUACUGCCUCAAUUAUUCUCGAUUUAGAAUCUCUCUGUUGGGGAUGAUGCUCCUCUGUCAUAUUGGGCAGCCUUGACUAUUUGAUCGCGGUUAGCCCUCUUCAUUCCAUCUGUGUGAAUCACUAUGCCACAAGGCCACCCCCAGGUUGGUUAAAGCUUCGUCAUCACUGCCUGCAAUAGUCUUUCGCAACUCUUGCCAACGUUGUACCUUGAAGAUUCACUGUCUCUCCUAGGAAGUUAGGUUACUGCUGUAAUGGGAAAGAAUAACUAUCUUGAAAACUCAAAUACUGGUGAAGAAUGAAGAAACCGUCAUUAUGAUUGGCCAAGCCAUACAGAAACUCACAGUAUAUGCCGAUGUUGUAUACUUGAAAUGAAGUAAUCAAUUGAAUGCUUCCUUACCCCUACUAGUGUUGAAACAUAAAAGCAAAAGCUUCUUCCUUUUGGUGCUUUCCAACAUUUAUGCAUUCUAGAAA
This is a messenger RNA of Cicer arietinum (chickpea), 1896 nucleotides long. Its product is annotated as tRNA-uridine aminocarboxypropyltransferase A. The record is from RefSeq and is a predicted model, not a curated record. Lineage: Eukaryota; Viridiplantae; Streptophyta; Magnoliopsida; Fabales; Fabaceae.